This is a messenger RNA of Egretta garzetta (little egret), 3452 nucleotides long. It is a transcript of the gene TMEM165, whose product is annotated as transmembrane protein 165. Gene Ontology annotation, biological process: Golgi calcium ion homeostasis; Golgi calcium ion transport; calcium ion transmembrane transport. NCBI's taxonomy places the organism in Eukaryota, Metazoa, Chordata, Aves, Pelecaniformes, Ardeidae. Bases 314 to 1105 code for a protein of 263 amino acids. Gene Ontology annotation, cellular component: Golgi apparatus. Gene Ontology annotation, molecular function: calcium ion transmembrane transporter activity; manganese ion transmembrane transporter activity. The record is from RefSeq and is a predicted model, not a curated record. The transcript has 7 exons.
AGAGCAUGCAAACUUUUAAAUACCAAACGCAAAAGCUUGCAGCACUGCUAAAAGCAGAAUGCUGGGAAGUCACCCUCUUAAAGCACGUUGCAAUCUGUCUUUGCUGGUAGAUGUGCUGAAACAAGCUUUCUUGGCCCUUUUUUGCCAAGCGCGUGCACAUCGACUUCCUUGGUUUGGGUCUUGCUUUUGACUGUAGAUAUCUUAAUCUCUGCAAAAGUAAACACUUCAGUGAAUAAGCGAGACCUGGAGUGUGCUGGUGUGGUUUCACCACUGGAAAGUGUUAAAGCUUGCUUUCAACAAAUGUGGAGCAUGUAUGGACGAAGCUGGUGAAAACUCGAAGGGGUCCUCGCCGGUUGCUCCGGUUCACAUUGUCAAUGAAGAGUCAUCUGACAAGACUAAUUUGGGCUUUAUUCAUGCAUUUGUGGCUGCUAUAUCGGUCAUCAUCGUAUCAGAACUGGGGGAUAAGACCUUCUUCAUUGCAGCCAUCAUGGCAAUGCGGUACAACCGUUUGACUGUACUGGCUGGUGCUAUGCUUGCCUUGGGACUGAUGACAUGUUUAUCAGUUUUAUUUGGCUAUGCCACCACAGUUAUUCCUCGUGUGUACACAUACUAUGUGUCAACGGCACUGUUUGCAAUUUUUGGCAUCCGAAUGCUUCGGGAAGGCUUGAAAAUGAGUCCAGAUGAGGGUCAGGAAGAGUUGGAGGAAGUUCAAGCAGAAAUUAAAAAAAAGGAUGAGGAACUUCAGAGAACUAAACUGUUAAACGGGCCAGGAGAUGUGGAAUCAGGGCCAGGCACCACUAUACCUCAGAAGAAGUGGCUACACUUUAUUUCUCCAAUCUUUGUUCAAGCUUUUACCUUAACGUUUUUAGCAGAAUGGGGUGAUCGUUCCCAAUUAACAACCAUAGUCUUGGCCGCCAGAGAGGACCCCUACGGUGUGGCGGUUGGAGGAACAGUAGGACAUUGCCUGUGCACUGGUUUAGCAGUUAUCGGAGGGAGAAUGAUAGCACAAAAAAUUUCUGUUAGGACUGUGACAAUCAUAGGAGGCAUUGUCUUCUUGGCAUUUGCAUUUUCUGCACUAUUUAUAAGUCCAGACUCUGGUUUUUAAGAUUUUUUUCAUCACUGCAGAAGAGCAAGGAUUGGAAGCAUCAAGCUAUCCUUGUGCAUUUUUGUAUAUAAUGUACAGAAUUAUAGUUAAACAAGCACUGAAGAUGAGACACUGAACUUUUUAUAGCAAAUGAUUCAUGGGACUGACGCAGUUAUGGACAGCUUCUGCAGUGGAGAUCUGCCUGUUGUCUGGUUUGUUUACUCUGUGGUGCCUGCUCCCUUGCUGGGAUUUGCGUGGUUUUCUUGCUUGCUGGACCUGGCUCAGCUGAGUUUUGAGGACCUACUAACUAUUGAGGCUUCCUCUUUUCUUCCUCUGUUACACGUGGCCACCUUUCCUGUUUCUUCAAGAGCUGGUUCUUAAGGCUUCUCGAAGCGGACAGUGUCUUGUUCCGUGUUGCUCAACAGAUGCUGCUAAGGAGGAAACUGCUGGCUCCCACCUCCAAGGGCCUCGGUUCCAGGGUGUGCCCGAGGCUGGAUAACCUGAGCAACAAGAAACCUGGGGGCAGGUCCUGUACCGUUGAGUGGCUGAGCCACUGACAGAGAGUUUUAUAAAUUUAAUUUAGAGGGAAAACUUCUUAAUCAGGGAUUUUUAUCAGGAAAUUGAUGUGCGGUGAUUAACAACCUACCAUGUUCAAUAUGCAAUCUGUCUGGAGCGAGCAUUAUUUGACUUUUUUUUUUUUAAAUUUUGAAACAUUAAGGUAUAUGGAAAGUAAUAAAGUGGUCCAACUUAACAACGUUCCAUUCCCAGGGUCAAACAGUAAUGGAAUUCUUAGAUUUAGAUGUGUUCCUAUUUUUCUUUUUAGGAAUAGAAAUGUAAUCUGGAAGAGUACUAAUAAACAUCGUGUCUCCAUUUGAGCUAUUUUCAGUAUUGUUUUUGAUGGUUCCCGUCAUUCCUGCCACAAAGCUUUACCUAGUGAUUAUGUACUUAAGCGCGUUGCCGUUGGAGAGGCGUGUGGCACUGCUCUGUCUGGAAACACCUCAGUGCUUGAGAUCUUGGUAAUACCUUCAGGAGUCUGCGUGUGCACACAUCUGUGUGGCUUACCCUGGAGGGUCAGCUCGCAUCAAAACCGUGCGGGUUUCCUUACAGCCUUGCCUUUGCCUGCGCUUCCCUUAACGCAGCGGGUCUGAACCGAAGAGGUAGGUAGGUGGCCACAGGGCUGCGCCGGCUAGGGAGCGCGUGGGGCUCCUGGCCGCGUCAGCUUGCUGGCGGGGCGGGAAGGCAGCCGGGCCCGAGGCUCAGCCCUGCGGCAGCAGAGUCCGAGCUGCUCUCGGGGAGGCAGGAGGAGCAUGUGCGGGGCUGGGACUUGCAGCAUCCCCAGUUUCAGGAUGGCGGGGCAGGCUCGAUGCUGUUCUGGUGGGAAGUGCGUCCCACUGCGGCUUUAUAAAUGCUUCUGUCCUGAGGCAUGAAGUGUAGCUGCUUCUAGGUGGUGGUACUUUUGGGGAAGGAGCUGGUCGGUGUGUUAGCCAGCCAAGGCCUGGCUUUUCAGGAAGAAAAUACAGAAAAAGUUUAAGUAAUAGCGCUCUAUCCCUUCAAAAUGGAGGUAAGUUGGGGGGCUGCCUGACAUUUUAAAAUAUGAAAGAAAGACUUGAGGUAAGUAGCUGAAGCUUUGGUUGCCCCAGGCCUGUGCAGUUUCUUGUUCUUUUCUAGGUGGAGAACUGUGAGGUGCAGUGAGCGCCCCUUGAAGGGCUGAAGGGGAGGCUCUGCAGACCGCUGCGCCCGUGACGUGGGAGGAGGGCAGCUGUCCACCACAGGCUCCCCGUCCGCCGCGCAGCUCUCCCCGCUGGGCGAGGCGCGUCAGCAGCCGCAGCCGCUUUCACCCUCGCUGCCGAAGGAACCUCCGAAGCAGCGUCCAACACAGGAACGUGCUUCCCUGUGCAAGAGAGGUGUAAAAGCACCCAUCACCUGGAACUGCUCCUUGCCAGGCUUGAGCAACAGAAACAAAGCAGAGAUGGCGAUGCUCUUAUGGGGACGAAACAAAUCUCGCGUCAGCUGAGGUGUUUAAAACGAGAAAGAGCUUGUGCUUGUUAUUUUCGAAGGUGCCUAUUCCCAAUCCUUAGGUAAAGCCUGUCUCAUUCCACUGUACGUGGCGGAGUGCAGUAAGUGGAGAUUAAGGUCAACUUCUCAUUUCUGUCCUGUUGGGACAAAGUUGUUUCAAAGGAAACCCGUUGAACCAAAGCACAGGUCCAGGGCACAGGCGCGCUUGUUCCUCCUCAGGCAGCGCAACCAGGUGUGCAUGUGCUGGGCUGGUGCUCGGGCUUGCUGUUUUGAGAGAGAACAGUGGGAUAGAACAAGCCUGGAAACUUGAAAGUUGGCGAGCGGCCCGGCUGGGGGCAUGCUGGCAGAGGCA